Messenger RNA from Musa acuminata AAA Group (dessert banana), 1021 nucleotides. RefSeq names its product cyclin-dependent kinase inhibitor 7-like. Gene Ontology annotation, molecular function: cyclin-dependent protein serine/threonine kinase inhibitor activity. Lineage: Eukaryota; Viridiplantae; Streptophyta; Magnoliopsida; Zingiberales; Musaceae. Gene Ontology annotation, cellular component: nucleus. The transcript has 4 exons. The record is from RefSeq and is a predicted model, not a curated record. Gene Ontology annotation, biological process: negative regulation of cyclin-dependent protein serine/threonine kinase activity. Bases 115 to 705 code for a protein of 196 amino acids.
UAAGGGGAGAGGCUGUCCCACGCCACGUCCCCUUUAAAUCCCCAAAACCCGUCGCCAAAUCGGAUCCGCUCACCGGCUUCCCGCCCCUCAUCUCGUUUACUGCGAUCGAGAGGGAUGGGGAAGAAUUCGAGGAAGUGCGGAGGCGUCGGGAAACGAGAGGUGAGGACGAGGGCGGCGCAAAAGCUGGCCCUCGCAGUGGCGGCCAGCCCCCAGAGCCCGAAGAGGGAGAAGGCGGUCGUUAGGGAAGAGCGCCAAAUCUCGAACCUCGAGCUCCGGAACCGCAGCGUCAUCCUCAAGCCUCGUAUCGCGAGAUCCACCGCAACUUCCGCUAGCCGUCGCCGUUCCUGCCCCGAACUCGGUCGCAUCUUUCGGUGUCCCAGCGAUGUUUCAUGCGAGCCGGCGGUGCCGGCACGAUCGGCGGAGGAAUUGGACGCUACGACGUUCUACAGCUGCAAUGUCGAAAGGGGAGAGAUGAUCGCCUCCAAUAACCCUGAUGAGGGAGCAAGCGACCCGGAAUUGGCAGCGGAGAGGGAGUCGCGCAGGAGAUCGAUGGUUGUGGCAACGCCGUCGGAGACUGAGCUCGAGGACUUCUUCGCGGCGGCGGAGAUAGACCUGCGUCGGCGUUUCACGCAGAAGUACAACUUCGACGUCGUCGACGACGUGCCCUUGGCCGGACGGUUCGAUUGGAUUCCGUUAACCCCAUGAAGAAGGACGAGGAGAACGAAACAAGAAGGAAAUAGAAACUAUUUCUUCUUUUCCUUCUCAUCAUCGACAUCGUGAUUAAAAUCGUCCGCAGCUCCUGCGCUCACCAUCUACCAUAUCGUCUCGCCUCAUCGCCUCGUGGGGACGAGCGGACGUAGGAAGGUGAAGUUACCGCGAAAGGUAGUAGUACUAAACUACUAAUACAAAAAUCCCCACAUGAUUUUCCACGUGGCAUGCCCCUUUCCUUGUUGCAAAAGCUGAGGCGAGUAUUUUAUUCCGAAAAAUUGGUAAAAGGAAAUUUGCAGCCUUUUUCUUGCUC